This is a messenger RNA of Impatiens glandulifera, 1577 nucleotides long. RefSeq names its product B3 domain-containing protein At3g06220-like. Gene Ontology annotation, molecular function: DNA binding. Bases 954 to 1478 code for a protein of 174 amino acids. Lineage: Eukaryota; Viridiplantae; Streptophyta; Magnoliopsida; Ericales; Balsaminaceae. The transcript has 4 exons. The record is from RefSeq and is a predicted model, not a curated record.
UUUAGUUAGGAAAUGGAAUCGUUCGUUCCAUCGACAAACCCUAAGUUAGAUUUUGUGGUGUUCUUUCUUAAAUCAAUUAUUCAUUAUUGAGGAAGGCAAAAGUCUUCCCGGGAUUCUUCUUCUUCUUCUUCUCUGAUUCUGGUUUGUUAAUUAGAAAUUCCAUUAAUCUUCUGUCGCUUUUUUCAUUUCUUCGUUUUCGCGAAUCUGUCUGCUCUUAUUAUGAUCAAUAUUUUAGGUGAUGGAUUAACCUAAUUUUUUCUUUCAAUUUUGGUUUUCAAUCUUGACGAUUGGUUGUCCUGGAGGUUUAUAAAACCUGGGCCUUUUCUUUGACGGCAGAAAUAUGAGAAUUCAGCAGGAAGAUCGCCGCCAACAGCAACCGUCUCCGGCGGUAACUGCCAAUUUGUACAGGAUUAUUCCGUCUCGGGACGACAGGCUGAAACUCCCAUACAAGUUUGCUGAGGAACAUGGAAAUGAUCUGAAAACAGAAGGGGAGCUUGCUGUUCCCAACUGUUCCAUUUGAAUGUGCGAAGAGUGAUUGCAUGAUAUGGUCUGGUGAUGGCUGGAAUGAAUUCAUGGAGUAUUAUACCAUUUGUUAUGGUGAUUUGGUAAUGUUCCAGUAUAUGAUAGGAAGCUCAAAGUUUUGUGCUGUCGUAUUUCCAAUGAACGCUUCAGAGAUUGAGUGUCCAAGAAACCUGCACAAACACAAAUAGGAAGAUGAUUUCAGCUCGGUUGAAAUUGUUAGAUCAUCAUCAUCAUCAUCCAAACUGGGGAUCAUGAAAUCCAAUUGAAAGGAUAGGAACUUCAAAUGUAAGCUUAAGGUUUAAUUGAAAUCUUAUAACGAAGAUAGAAGUACCAUUUUUUAUGAGUCCAAAAUUCCUUGAUUUGCACUUGACCAAAGAAUCCCAAAUUUGAGUCUCGAAGCCUACAAUCUUUGCUUGGAAAAGUCUAUAGGCAUGGGGAACCCUAGCGUGCAAUUGACGGGCCAAACAGAAAGCUUCGAGAUUGACAGUGAUGAGGACUCAAAUCACCUCAAAUUCUACAAGUCAGACAUCAAUUGCAAAGUCGAUGAAUUGAUUAUUCCUGAGAACUUGAAGGAUGAUUUGAUGUGGCUAGCGGGUAAGAGACUGUGUAUUGAGGACGUAUCAGGAGGCCAAUGGGAGGCACUAAUGGGUAUCAAUGAGAAUGGUGAUUUGUGCUUCAAAAAGGGUUGGAUCAAUUUUGUCAAAGAUCACUCCUUGAGCAAGCGUGAGUUUUUGCUCUUCAUAUAUGAUGGCACUGAAACUUUUACUGUUAGAAUCUAUGAUAUCUCUACUGGGCUUGAGAAGCUAGAGUUCACUCCUCCUAUAAGGUCUCCAAAGAUUGAGACCACCAAAGGGUGUCCAUCGUGCCCAUCGAGCAUGAAGAGAAAACGAAAGACAAGGAUACCAAAGAGAAAGAGUUUUGUCCAAGAUCCAAGGGACAUAGUGAUUAUUGAUUAGGGUUAUAAGUUUAUGAAAAAUUGUCUUUCCUGAUGAGAAUGAACAAACUUUAUAUUGACAUCUUUUAACAAUUGUAUUGUAAUUUUUAGUUAUUUCUUA